Messenger RNA from Pectinophora gossypiella (pink bollworm), 4664 nucleotides. RefSeq names its product cAMP-dependent protein kinase catalytic subunit 1 (gene Pka-C1). The transcript has a single exon. Gene Ontology annotation, molecular function: cAMP-dependent protein kinase activity; ATP binding. Gene Ontology annotation, cellular component: cAMP-dependent protein kinase complex; nucleus. Bases 342 to 1403 code for a protein of 353 amino acids. Lineage: Eukaryota; Metazoa; Arthropoda; Insecta; Lepidoptera; Gelechiidae. The record is from RefSeq and is a predicted model, not a curated record. Gene Ontology annotation, biological process: peptidyl-serine phosphorylation.
UUGGCAACACCCGCAUAAUUGACCGCCACCCGUGAGCAAAUCGUUCGCUCGAUCUCGCUCUGUCGAUUGAGUCCGGUUGUGGAAGCCAUUUUAUUCUUGUGAAUGUGACGAAAAAUUUUUUGGGGUUUCUCGUUUUCAAAUUAAUAGUGUCAAUGUGUGCCCGUGUCAAGUGUCGUUUGUGACGUGUAAUCGUGUUCCCAAAACUAAGAAAUGUACGUGUUUGAAAUCGGUUUGUGUUGACCUGCCCCGUUUCUCGGUCGCACGGCAGGCAUCGAUUAGUGCAACAAGGCGGCCUGUAAUAACGGCGAAUCGAGGCUGUGAACUAGUUAGUGGUGUGCGCCAUGGGCAACAAUGCUGCCACCGCCAACAAGAAGGUGGACGCCGCCGAAAGCGUCAAGGAGUUCCUCGAUCAGGCCAAAGAGGACUUCGAGGAGAAAUGGAAGAAGAAUCCUACCAACACCGCCGGACUGAACGACUUCGAGCGGAUAAAAACCCUCGGCACGGGGUCCUUCGGCCGAGUUAUGAUAGUCCAACAUAAACCGACUAAAGAAUAUUAUGCUAUGAAAAUAUUAGAUAAGCAGAAAGUGGUUAAACUCAAACAGGUGGAGCAUACGCUAAACGAGAAGCGAAUUCUGCAGGCAAUCAACUUCCCGUUCCUGGUGAGCCUUAAGUUCCACUUCAAAGACAACUCAAACCUCUACAUGGUGCUGGAGUAUGUGCCGGGCGGCGAGAUGUUCUCGCACCUGCGCAAGGUGGGGCGCUUUUCGGAGCCGCACUCGCGCUUCUAUGCGGCGCAGAUCGUGCUCGCUUUCGAGUAUCUGCAUUACCUCGACCUCAUCUAUCGGGAUCUCAAACCCGAGAACCUGCUCAUCGACUCGCAGGGUUACCUCAAAGUCACCGACUUUGGCUUCGCGAAGCGCGUCAAGGGCCGCACGUGGACCCUCUGCGGUACACCCGAGUACCUCGCGCCAGAAAUCAUCCUUUCGAAAGGGUACAACAAGGCCGUCGACUGGUGGGCCCUGGGAGUGCUGGUAUACGAGAUGGCAGCGGGGUAUCCGCCUUUCUUCGCCGACCAACCCAUUCAGAUCUACGAGAAAAUCGUGUCGGGUAAAGUUCGUUUUCCCUCCCACUUCGGGUCUGACCUGAAAGACCUCCUCCGUAACCUUCUGCAGGUGGAUUUGACAAAGCGUUACGGCAACCUGAAAGCGGGCGUGAACGAUAUCAAAGGACACAAGUGGUUUGCAAGCACCGACUGGAUCGCUGUCUUCCAAAAGAAGAUCGAGGCACCAUUCAUCCCGCGCUGCAAGGGCCCUGGCGACACGAGCAAUUUCGACGAUUACGAGGAGGAGGCGCUACGUAUCUCAUCGACGGAGAAGUGUGCGAAGGAGUUCGCCGAGUUCUGAGCGCGCGGCCGCUGCCUGCGCGCGGAUUCUCCCGUGAGUAGGUUUUUGUAUUAGUGAAUCUUCCGUGACCAUGUCGUGGAACGGUGACGAGUGCACGUCUCAGUCGCGGCUCCGAGUGGCCAUGGACGCUGUCGCGCGGGGUCACACCCUGAACGCACUUGGAGUGUCGGCGGGACGAUAGUAGAACUGAUUUCCGAUAUUUCGGUGGCGUUCAUUUGCUUAGUGCCCUUUCGAGUUGACAUAAAAUAGAGCAGAUAGAGGAAGCUAAGUGAUCCUUGUUCUGGUGAUAUUCCCGAGAUAAUACAUUACUACCAAUGUCUUUACCCAAACAUCACUCCAACCACUCAAUGUCAUUAUAAAACUCUUACUUUAAUUAUGUUUGUAGAUCACUGUCAUUAGUGUUGGGGUGUGGUGAGCCUUAUUUAAUAUGUUUUUAUUGAUUUUAUGGAAUUCAUACAAUUUUGUAAAUUAUGUAUCAUGAUCAAAUAUUUCUUAUUGCUUUUUAAGAUUAAUCUUCACAAUACGAUUUAUGGAUUUCUAUAUAAGCAUCACUUAACCAUCGAUUUAGAGCUAUUUCAAACACUAAUUUUUAGUCGAUAUAUUGAAUUGAAUUUCUUAAAAAUACUUAUCUUCGUGGAAUGUUAUAUAACUUAUAAGUUUUAAUUAAUUGACAUUUCGUUAUUGGUUUUAUUUAUAGAAGUUAUAUUGUUGUAUCAGUUGAUAUUUUAUUUAAGGAACUGUAACUACAUCAAAUUUAUUGAAGAGAUUAAUUUAUUAUAUUUGUAUGUAGUUGUGUUCACUAUUGUGCAAUUUUGACUUAUGUGUUUGUGAUCUGAUGUGAGGAUUUGUUUGGAUUUAAGUGUAGUUAAUUUGUAUAGUUCCUUAUUUAGUAGACUUACUGUACUUUGCUGUGGAAACUUGAAAUAAUGUAGCCCAUUGCCUGUGGGUCCGGCCGCCUGGUGCUGCAUGGCCAGCUGCUCACUGCUCAGACUUAUUGCUAGCAUCAGUUUAUGGAAGCAAUAAAUUUUAAUACCUUCAAACAUAUUCCCAUAUGUAAUGAGGUGAAUAUUUCAGGUUGUGUUUAAUGUGUUUUAUACAUUGCAACACUCCAGCACAAAUUGAAUUAUAUGAGAGAAUUUUUAUAUUUGAAAUAUUUCCAAUUAUGUAUAGGAAUAUGUUAACACUUCUUAGUAGUAAAUCUCUAAAAUGCCAUUAUGGCGAUAUCUUGUCAUUGAGACUGAUGUUAUCAAUAAGUGUAAGUGUAAUGAAUCAAUACAUCUGUGUCUGAUACUUCAGUCCCACCAUUCUUCGGCGUGCGUGGAGUAAGGAAACUGGCAAUGUUUACUAUAAAGUUUGUUAGCUCUUAGAUGUAGAACUUUGAAUCCAGGCUGUACAAAUAAAUAUCUAGUUAUUUGUAGUGCAUUUUACAUUGUGAAGACAUUGUGCGCGUCUGUGGUAAUAGUCAUUAGGUUGAAUAUCCUGGGAUGGUUACUUAACCAAUCUGUGCACGUUUCUUGUAUUACUGACGUGACUCCUGAAUACACUUGAUGCAUGCCUUUAGUUGGUCUGUCCUGGUCUGACCAGUCCACAGUCAGAUGUAGAAUGUUGGACGAGAAUCAUAUCAAAUACUUAGGAACUCUUUAUCUCUAUAAAUCAAUGUAAAUUUAUAAAAUUUGUGCAAUCAAUGUUGAUCUGGUGCCCUAUUAAAUGUCCAACAUUUGCUAAAAAAUUAUUUUCCUAGCCAAACGCAUGUUCAGUUAACUAUGUGUAUUUAUUCUCUUUAAUAUUUAUGAAAUUAAGCACUAAAAAUAAAUGUGAAAACAAUGUCUUAACUGGUGAAGUCUGGGUCAAAAGUUUGUUAUUGUUUGAAAAUGAUAAUAAUGUUUAUUACGGAAAGAUUGUAGUUGAAUCAACCUACAUUUCUUAUUAUUUGUAUUUUAUUAAUUGGUGCCAUAAUUAUGUUUCGAAAUAGAUGGUCCUAACCUGUAUAUAUUCAUUGUCUUGUUAAGAUUCUUUUGGAUAUUUUUUGUCGUGAUCAUUUGUUAUAAUGUAAUUUUAUAUUUUCAUACACCAGUGAAGGGCACUCCAGUGUUCGCGUGAGUCAAUUUUAGUGUAUCUGUGCAGGGGACUGCGUUGCGUGACGGUCGAUGCCAAAAACACAUUAUGGACAUGUACAACUCACGUUAGUUUUCGUAAUUUUUAUAGCAGGUGCGACUUGAUAGUCAGUGGUUACGCAAUUCAAGUUGUCCUCGCACAGACACGCUCAAACUUCUCAAUUGCACCGUUCUUAGUAAAUAAUAUUUUAACUCGAACUACCAAUCGAAUCAAUCAAUCGUUAACAAGUAGCUAGUCACUUCCACCUUAUGAAUUUCUUCAUACGACAUUCUAAAGUGGUGUUAAUAAGAAACAUAGCUCGGUGUCCAACGCUUUAGAAUUUUUACUAGAUUAUUAGAUCGACUAAGUAUAGUUAGUUUCUUUUGAAGUUUUACAAAAGUAAGAUUAAAAUGGAUUGGAAUAAGCGAUAACGAUAAGUGUGUACUUUCCAACAGCUGUUACUUGAUAGACCUUCAAUAAUGUGAAGCUUGGAAUCGCUUCUCACAUCACCUACUAUUGUUCUAAGCAGAUACUUUUUCAAUGAGAAUUCUAUUGUCUAGUUCAUCAGAGAGCUGUAAUCACUUGUUUUUGUAAGAAAGUGACAUUCACCAUUUGGACAUUGUUUUGUACGAGAUAUUCUAAGCGUUUGAAUAGACUGUACGUGUCCUCUGAUCCUUAUGCAGCCGCAAUUUAGUAGAUUGAAGCCGACCUCUAUUUUUGUUAAAUCGUAUUUAAAUAUAAUAAGGACAAGUAAAGGAAUUUCUGAGGUGUACCCUUUGUUACUGUCAUUGUAUAUAACUCUAGAGUGAUUGUGUCCCCGGUAAUUAGGUGAUUUGAUAUCAGAGCUUGGAUAUAUUGCAGUCCUUCAUUCCAGUAGCUUCACUACUUACUCAUCGACACAAUAUGUGGACGUUCUAAUGUGAACAUUUUAAGCCAUUUUGGAUAUUAUAAACAUUAGUGUGACAGUAUGUGUAUUUGCGAACAGUCGUCUUUUUAUAUCUGUGCGUAUUAAUAAUUAAAAUGUUCACGUAUAGAUCUAUUAAAUAUCGAGUGCCUAUAGCAUUGAAAGUUCAAGUGUAAAAAGUCAGUUAAUUUCAGUAAUUAUUUGUCACCAUGUAUUGAUCUUCCAUAAAAUUACGAUGAAAUUAAAAUAUCGAUGUAACAGUA